AUGUCAUUUGAAGAAGAAGAAGUUAAAGAAAUUAAUAUUCAAUGUGAAAAAGAAGGAUUUUUUCCAGUGGACUACUCUGUUAGUAGACAACGUCAAGUGUUUAAUAAAUAUUUUCAACAAGUAUAUGACAUAAAAUGGAAUAAAAUUGGAGAAUUAAAGAAGAGUAAAAAGAUAACUGAGAUUGAACUAUUCAUGAAUGGACAGGUUAUGAAGAAUGGAAUGCAAAAAUUGAAAGACAAAGAAAAUAAAGUGACAAUGAGAAUAACUUUUGACCUUCAAUACAUUCAUCAAGUUUGUCCAGAGUUUAGACAAAUGAUAGUAGAAUAUAAAAAUGAAGUAUUACAACAAGAAGUUAAAGAAAUGGAAAUUAGCAUUGAAGAUGAACUAGACAAUAACAAUAAAAUUUCUGAUGAUAGUCAAGAGGAAUUAACUGGUGACUAUAUAAAAGAAAAAGAAAAACUUCUUCAUUCAACCAAAGAAGAAACAUUAAAAGAAGAAGAUAAUGAAAAUGUAUUAAAAGAAGAAGAUAAUGAAAAUAAUACAAUUGAAAAUGAACAAAGUGAAGAAAAUGAUACAAUUGAAAGAAGAAAGGAAAGAACUCUUUCAGUUAUUCAGUAUAAAAGACUUAGAGCUAUUAAUUAUAUUCGUAUAGAAAAAUUAUUUGAAGAACCAUUUCUUCCAAUGCACCAAAGUUUUUUUGUAUUUGAAUUUUGUGUUUAUGCCAUACAAUUUGGACAAUGGGAAACAACAAGAAUAUUUCAAAGUUAUAAAUCAAUAAAUGUUGAAAAUUUAGAAAAGCCAUUAGAUUCUUUUAAACCAUUUGGACAUCUUGUUGUAAAAUUACAAAAUAAAAGUGAAAUGGGACUAUUUUUUUAUGAUGAAAUAUAUGGAGAAAUGAUAGAAAUCAAUCAAAAUAAUUGUAAUCAUAUCUUUUGUUCUAAAAGAGAAAAGUUCAUUGAUGUUUAUAUCUCAUUUAAAGGGUCAAUUCCUUUCUUAAGAAAAACUUCUCCUAUGCAUUUAACUCAUGACCAAAUGAGAAUUGAAAAUUAUUUUCAACAUACUAUCCUUCCUUGUUGGGAAUCAUUUGAAUCUUCAAGAUUACAAGUUAUUUGUAUUUCUCUUCAUCCAAGUUCAUGGAAAAAUAUUCAUGAAGUAAUUAGACAAUGUUCAAUCUCUCAGUCAGACCUUAAAAUAUCUAAUGAACAAUCAUUUUCAAAAUUAUUGAAAAUGAAAGAGUAUAUUAUUCCAAAAUCAUUUGAAUUUGGAUGGGAAUGGAUGAUUGAAAAACUAUUACAAGAAAAUAUUAUUGUUCCAAAUCAAAUUACACAAGAAUUUAUUGAUGAAAUAAACAAAUAUUCAUUUAAUGAAUAUAAUCUUCAUUUUAGAUUCUUAUUAAAUACCAUUGAAACAAAUAAAUAUCAUCGUGCUUUUGAUAUUAUGAAAUUAAUUCCAUCUAAAAAGGAUUCUUCAAUUGAUUUUACUAAAAAAAUAUUUUGUGUACAAAUAACACCUUCCUCUAUUACUUUUCUUCCACCAAAAAUACGUUCAUAUUCAGGUGAAAUAUAUUUAAAAAAUAUUUGUUUUUCAAAAUUAUGUGAAGGUAAUGGUAAUUUUAUUUUAAUUCAAUUUAAUAAAGAAGAUGCCAUGACAAAUGAAUAUUUAAUGACUGUAAUGAAUAAUGUUGUUACAAAACCAUUUAAAAUGAUAUUUAGUAAUUCAACAUAUGAUUUAUAUUGUUUUCUUCUUACAACAAAUUGUGUAAUUUAUAUAAAAAAAGGAAUAACAAUUAAUAUAUCAAGAAAAGAUAUGGCAUUUAGUUGUAUUAAUGACCAAAAUCAAAUGUGGUUAUUUAAGCAAAUUGUUGAAUUAUGUAAAAUAGAUAUGAAAGAUUCUCAUGAACAAAAAGAUGGUGUUAAUAGAGUAAAUGAUUAUUGGAAACAUGUUCAAAGUUUAUAUGAAUUAUAUGGAAGAGGAGAGUAUAUUGAUCAAAUAAGUUUAGAUACUUACCGAUAUUUAAAAUUAAUCAAUAUUUAUAAUAAAUAUAAGAAUAGAUUAGAUUGUGAUUGGAAAGUUGAUUAUAUUUUACCUCGACAAAAAUGGGAAUUUUUUAGAGACUUUAGUGAUUCUACUCUUCGUAAAUUAUCUCUUAAAGGUGAAAUGAAACCAUCUCUCUCAUUACAAAAAAUUAUGAUUGCUUUUGGGAUUGAUCCAAACACAGUAAAUUGUCUUAUUAAACCAAGAAUUGAUAUUGUUGAUUUAAUAACAUAUGACAUUUAUAAUUUGAUUAGAUAUAUCAAUUUAAAUCAUUUAAAAAAUAUUCAUUUGAUUUAUUAUCCACCUGUAAAUCAUUGA
Molecule: messenger RNA, 2352 nt
Organism: Entamoeba nuttalli P19
Lineage: Eukaryota; Evosea; Mastigamoebida; Endamoebidae
Exons: 1
Coding region: 1-2352 (783 amino acids)
Source: RefSeq, a predicted model, not a curated record